AUGGCCGCCCAGACUUACAACACGCUCCCACUGCAUGAGUCGUUCAAUGUCUACGUCUCGCCCUCAUCAUACGUCUUUGAGCCCUCGUCGUCCUCGGUUCCCGUCGUGGGCGCCGAGCGCGUCGUGAAUGAGAAGGACGUUCGUGAGAGCCUGCACGUCGAUCGCAAGACUGGCGCCCUUAGCCUCAGUGUUUCCUCUGCCAUCCCAUACGGCAAGGAGAAGGUUAUCUCCUGUUACGGUAUCCUGGGUGUUAUCAGCCUGGCAACGACCGACUUUCUUGUGAUCGUCACUGGCCGCAAGCCAUCGUCCAGACUGCUCUCGCAGGCCAUCUACCUUGCGACCGACUUCCGCCUGCUGCCGCUCAACCCCACGUCCUCGUCGCAGGCGAUUCUCGGCCACCCGGUCGAGAAGGAGCUCGUCCAGCUCGUCGAGCGCGGCCUCAAGAACGGCAACCUCUGGUUCUCGUACGGCUGGGACCUGACCAACACCCUUCAGCGUCAGAAGGAGCAAGAGGAUGCGGGCCUGGGUGCGUCGACCACCCCGCUGUGGAAGCGUGCCGAUGAGCGCUUCUUCUGGAACCGUUUCCUGCAGGAGAAGCUCAUCGACCUCACCGAGAGUGGCGCGACCGACCUUAGCCGAUUCAUCCUGCCGGUCAUGUUUGGCUCCGUUGAGCUUAGGUCAUCGACGAUCAACAACCGUGACUUCCUCUUCGCACUCAUCGCGCGCCGCUCGCGCCACCGUGCCGGUACCCGCUACUUCUCGCGUGGUGUCGAUGACCAAGGCGAUGUGUCCAACUUCAACGAGACGGAGCAGAUCGUCCUCAUCGACCCACUCCCAGAGAACGGCGUCGCUGGUGCGAACCGCGGACGCGUGGACGGCCGUGAGCGCCUCAGCUUUGUCCAGAUCCGUGGCUCGGUGCCCCUCUACUGGGCUGAGGUCAACAACCUCCGCUACAAGCCCGACCUGCAGAUCAUGGAGAAGCCAGAGACGGUCGCGUCGAUGAAGAAGCACCUGUACAACAUGGUCGACAAGUACCAGUCGGUGUACCUGGUCAACCUCAUCAACCAAAAGGGCUACGAGCAGCCCGUCAAGGAGGCGUUUGAGCGCUACAUUACGCAGGCGACUGCCGACCACACUCUUGCGGACCGAGCCCACUACGUCUACUUUGACUUCCACCACGAGUGCCGCAAGAACCGCUUUGACAGGAUCCAGGUUCUCAUUGACAAGCUGGCCGAGCCCCUCAACCGCAUGGGCUAUUUCUAUGGACAGGCGAAUGCCUCUUCUGGCUUCAACUCGAGCCCUGCCACCCCAAACAAGGUCGUUUCAAAGCAGAGCGGUGUCAUCCGCACCAACUGCAUGGACUGCCUCGACCGUACCAACGUCGCGCAGGCCGCCCUGGCCAAGUGGGCGCUCAACGAGCAGCUCCGCAAGGUCGGCGUUCUCAGCGCCAAGGAGUCUGUCGACGACCACCCCGACUUCAUGCUCGACUUCCGCAACAUCUGGGCCGACCACGCCGACUACGUCUCGAAGGCGUACGCUGGCACCGGUGCGCUCAAGACCGACUUUACGCGCACUGGAAAGCGUAGCAAGCAGGGUCUCCUCAAUGACGGUGUCAACUCGGUGUCGCGUUACGUCCGCAACAACUUCUUUGACGGCGACAGGCAGGAUGCCUAUGACCUGGUCACUGGCGCCUAUGUUGCCCAGCGUGGCGGCAUUCCUCCUCUCACCGACACGCGCCCGCUCCUCAUCCGCUCGAUGCCAUACGUGCUGGUGUUCGCCCUCACAAUGAUCCUUGCGGCCGUCACGCUCCCCCGCCAAUCUGAAUGGUCGAUUUACUCCUUCCUGUUCCUCUGGUUCAUCCUUGCCUUUAUCUCUGGCUCGUUCAUUUGGGGUAAUGGCAUUUCGUACGUCUCGUGGCCUCGUCUCAACCCUCCGUUCGAGAUCCUCUCGUACGAGGGCCAGGGCUUCAAGACGUCUAGGCGUGGCCGUGGCUUGUCGAUUGGCAGCGUUGUGCCUGGCAUCGGCAAGCGCAAGGCUGGCCGUGGCCGCAACGAGGAGUACGACCUUGGCGCGAAGAAGAAGGGCGCUCUUAUCGACUAA
Messenger RNA from Vanrija pseudolonga, 2100 nucleotides. It is a transcript of the gene SAC1, whose product is annotated as Phosphoinositide phosphatase SAC1. Gene Ontology annotation, cellular component: endoplasmic reticulum. Gene Ontology annotation, molecular function: phosphatidylinositol-4-phosphate phosphatase activity. Lineage: Eukaryota; Fungi; Basidiomycota; Tremellomycetes; Trichosporonales; Trichosporonaceae. The transcript is spliced from 7 exons. Gene Ontology annotation, biological process: phosphatidylinositol dephosphorylation. Bases 1 to 2100 code for a protein of 699 amino acids. The record is from RefSeq and is a predicted model, not a curated record.